AUGAUCAGUGCAAGAGCUUCAUCGUGGAGUGAAGAUCAUUCAGUUGCAUCCCAGAGCAAGAGUGAGUUUCAACAUGCUCAAGCGCAUGCCGUCUGUCCUGAAGAAAGUCAAAUCGGUAAAGUGAAUGACUAUUGCUUUGUGAGAGGAGAAAGAGCGAACUCAAAUGAAGAUUCCGGUUCAACUGAAAUCUCGAGACAAGUACGGGGAGAUAUCAUUCACAGCGUCGUCUACGACUACGACAAGACCGAAGAAGGGGACCCUCUCGCACAGAACAGAAGGACCAAGGACUCGGAGGAUGAGAGCUGUGAUAGUGACGCUGAUGAAUUUUGUGACUGCGAGUACUGCAUACCGCCAAAUACACAGGUACCAACGAAAGCACUGCUACCACAACUGAAAUCCCAUGAUACAGGGAAGAUCUGUGUGGUCAUUGACUUGGACGAAACCUUAGUACACAGCUCUUUCACGCCAGUGAACAAUGCUGAUUUUGUCACUCCAGUGGACAUUGAUGGAACAAUUCACCAGGUUUAUGUAUCAAAGAGACCCCACGUGGAUGAAUUCCUCAGGCGAAUGGGAGAGAUGUUUGAAUGUGUUUUAUUCACCGCAAGCCUCUCAAAGUAUGCAGAUCCUGUGUCAGAUGUCUUGGACAAAUGGGGAGCUUUCCGAAGCCGUCUCUUCAGGGAGGCAUGCGUCUUCCACAAAGGGAAUUAUGUCAAAGAUUUGAGCCAUUUAGGGAGAGAUCUCAAUAAAGUCAUCAUCAUCGAUAACUCCCCAGCCUCCUAUAUCUUCCACCCAGACAAUGCGGUUCCUGUCGAAUCCUGGUUUGAUGACACAUCAGAUAGCGAGCUCCACGAUCUGAUCCCCUUUUUCGAAAGGCUAAGCAAUGUGGACGACGUCUACGAUGUGCUCAAGGAGCAGAGAUCUCUGGGAUGA
Messenger RNA from Phycodurus eques (leafy seadragon), 930 nucleotides. RefSeq names its product carboxy-terminal domain RNA polymerase II polypeptide A small phosphatase 1-like. The coding region runs from base 1 to 930 and encodes 309 amino acids. The transcript has 6 exons. Lineage: Eukaryota; Metazoa; Chordata; Actinopteri; Syngnathiformes; Syngnathidae. The record is from RefSeq and is a predicted model, not a curated record. Gene Ontology annotation, molecular function: RNA polymerase II CTD heptapeptide repeat phosphatase activity.